UUCUGGCUGGACGUGGUGGAUGCGACCAAACCAGAGAUGGACAGGCUGGCACGUGUGUUUGGAAUCCACCCGCUGACAGUGGAGGACAUUCUGGAGGACACAGGCGACAAGAUCGAGGAGGUCAGUGACUACCACUUCGUUGUGUAUCGGGCAGUGGACGCCGAGAUGGCGGCAUGCCCGAUAGCCAUGGUGGUGAAACGGCGGUUUGUGCUGACGUUCCAUGGGCGCGCGACGACCGAGCAUGUGGAGCAGGCAGUGGACCGGCUGGCAGCCAUGGCGGAGAUCGGCGGGCAGUCGGUGGUGUAUGUGCUGCUGGACGGGAUGACGGACGCGCUGACCAUGGCCAUGCGCACCGUGGCAUUGGAGGUGGACCAGGUGGACGAGCUGGUGAUGGUUCUGUCGCCACUGGAAAAGGCCGAUGUUCUGCAGCGCACGGGGCUGGUGCGGCGGCGGCUGCUGGCGCUCUGGCGGCUAAUGCACGGCAAGCCUGAGGUGGUGCGGGCGCUGAUGCGCAUGACGCCCGACCUAGAUGAGCGCCAUCUGCUGGGCGACGUCCUGGAUCAUCUGGGUGCUAUGCAGUCGGCCUGUGCUCAUUGUGAUAUGGUGCUGGCGCGGGCUCACUCAAACUACAUGGGCCAGAUCUCGCUGGAGCUCGGCGAUGCCUGUGUGGGCACGACGGUGUUUUCGAGCCAGUGGCUAGUCAUCACCGCCAUUCUGCUGCCAAUCCAGUUCGUCACCGGCCUAUUUGGCAUGAACGUGCCUGUGCCG
Messenger RNA from Linderina pennispora, 768 nucleotides. RefSeq lists its product as uncharacterized. The transcript has a single exon. The annotation marks the transcript as partial. NCBI's taxonomy places the organism in Eukaryota, Fungi, Kickxellomycota, Kickxellomycetes, Kickxellales, Kickxellaceae. Gene Ontology annotation, biological process: intracellular magnesium ion homeostasis; metal ion transport; transmembrane transport. Gene Ontology annotation, cellular component: membrane. Gene Ontology annotation, molecular function: magnesium ion transmembrane transporter activity. The record is from RefSeq and is a predicted model, not a curated record.